This is a messenger RNA of Leptinotarsa decemlineata (Colorado potato beetle), 608 nucleotides long. RefSeq names its product purine phosphoribosyltransferase family protein Apf (gene Apf). NCBI's taxonomy places the organism in Eukaryota, Metazoa, Arthropoda, Insecta, Coleoptera, Chrysomelidae. Gene Ontology annotation, biological process: ATP biosynthetic process; AMP biosynthetic process. Gene Ontology annotation, molecular function: bis(5'-nucleosyl)-tetraphosphatase (asymmetrical) activity. The record is from RefSeq and is a predicted model, not a curated record.
AUUCAUUUUUAAUCGUAUUUUCAUUAGCGAUUUACCGAUAACACAGAUUAAUUUAAUCUGUGCCGAUAAUAUUCGCUUUUGAUUUUAUUUUAAUUGUGUAUGUUAUCAUAAAAAAGUAAUGUGCAACAAAUUUAUUCCAAAAUAAUAAAUAAUGGCUGGAAAAAUUGCCUCUGGAUUCGUGAUAUUCAGAAAACACAGUGAAAAAAUUGAGUAUCUCUUACUACAAACUUCUUAUGGUAUACAUCACUGGACUCCACCUAAAGGUCAUCUAGAUCCAGGUGAAUCAGAAUUGAAAGCAGCAUUCCGAGAAACAAUGGAAGAAUCAGGUCUUCUCAAAGAAGACCUCAAAGUCUAUGAAGACUGUAAAAAAGUGUUGAACUAUGAGGUUAAAGGAAAACCUAAAACCGUAUAUUAUUGGUUAGCUGAAUUGAUUAAUCCAAGAGCUGAAGUUAAACUUUCAGAUGAACAUCAGGAUUUUAAAUGGUUAGAGAUUGAGGAAGCUAUGAAAUAUGCUGAUUACAAAGAUAUGAGAGAAUUAUUGUUAGAUUUUGAAAAGUAUGUGAAGUCUUUGAAAUGAAUAAAAUAAAUACUUGAAAAACUUUCUUUAA